AUGCUAAUGCUUCUGUUGCUUCUGGGGCCAAGGUUCGGGCUUUGUGCUCUUGUCUCUCAGCUCCCGAGGAGGGCCAUCUGUAAGACUGGAUCCUCUGUGAAGAUUCAGUGUCGCUGUGUGGACUUUCAGGCCGCAAUGGUGAUUUGGUACCGUCAGUUCCCGAAACAGGGCUUCACGCGGAUGGCGAUUUCUAAUGAGGGCUCCAGCGUCACCUAUGAACCUGGUUUUAAAAGAGCCAAGUUUCCCAUCAGCCACCCAAACCUGACCUAUUCAAGUCUGACCUUGACCAGCACUCAUCCUGAAGACAGCAGCUUCUACUUCUGUGGUGCUAGUGACACAGGUGUGAACACAGAAGUUUACUUUGGAGAAGGCACCAGGCUCACAGUGGUAGAAAACCUGGACAGGGUGAAUCCACCCAAGGUGGCUGUGUUUGAGCCAUCAGAAGCAGAGAUCGGCCAGAAAAAGAAGGCCACGCUUGUAUGCCUGGCCACAGGCUUCUUCCCAGACCACGUGGAGCUGAGCUGGUGGGUGAAUGGGAAGGAGACCCGCAGCGGGGUGAGCACGGACCCUCAGCCCUACAAGGAGCUUCCUGGCAACCCAAACUCCAGCUACUGCCUCAGCAGCCGCCUGAGGGUCUCAGCUGCCUUCUGGCACAACCCCCGCAACCACUUCCGCUGCCAAGUCCAGUUCUAUGGGCUCUCAGAGGAUGACCCCUGGGACCAGGAGGACCGGGCCAGACCUGUCACCCAGAAUGUCAGUGCUGAAGUUUGGGGGAGCGCAGAUUGUGGAUUCACCUCUGUGUCCUAUCAGCAAGGGGUCCUGUCUGCCACCAUCCUCUAUGAAAUCCUGCUGGGGAAGGCCACCCUGUAUGCUGUGCUGGUCAGUGCCCUUGUGCUGAUGGCCAUGGUAAAGAAAAAGCAUUCCUGAUCCUACUCUGGCUGUAGAAGCAGAGACUUCCAAUGUAUUAGAGUGUCCUUGUGGAUUCUCCUUCUGCCAGUGCUUCUGAAGAGCUGAUUUCAUUUCUCUACUCAUUCUAAUUCUACCCCCUAAACUCAUGCACACCUGUAUGUUUAUGGCUGAAAUAUCCCUACCCCAGGGGAAUCCCAGAGUGUCCAGAUGAUGGAAUCAAUAAACAUGUCCUGGUCUUCCUGAUGGACUUGUGAAUGUCCAGAUAUCACUUCUUUCCAGUGCCCAGACUCCCUAUGAUCUGGCUUUCAGUCAGGAUAGAAACAAGAAGUAUUCAAAGUUGAUACAAUCCCCUCAGGUGAGAAAAGUCUAGAGAAGGAUCCACCCAGGAUCCCCAGGAGAGGCAAAUUAAAUGCAGAAAGUAGAGAUGGGAAGAGACAGGAAGGUAGAAAAGGUAGAGAUGAUUUCUAGAAAGUCUCAAAAUACAGAAGUUCUGAGAACAGUUCUGAGACACAGCUGAUUUACACAGAAGUGUGAAUCUGCCAACUGGUCAUGUUCCCAUGGCUAACAAUCCUUAGUUUCCCAUAUGCACCCACCUUCCUUGUAGCCACCUCCCUGAGCACACCAGCCUCCAUUUGUUUACCAAGCAGCUUUCCCAGCUAAAAAGAAGAGAAUGCACUGACUUGCAAACUUAUUUUCAAUAGAUGUGUCUUGAAUUUUAAGUUACAAAUCUGUUGAUAAAUUUCUGUCUAGUGAAUUAGAAGGGUAUGGAAAUGGGCUCUGAAUGCUCCUGGAAGGAUAGAAAAUGAAGUUUCUUAAAACCAAGAAUCAUUGCUAUUUCUACUAGAAAUUCUUCAGAAGCUCUCUGCUGUUUCAUUGUCACCAUGGUGACAUAAUCCCAAGCAUAGAGACCCGACGAUGAACUCUGCCUCAUUAUUCCAUGCUCCUGCUAUUCUCCCCAUUCCUAAACCUCAGAGCUUCUUGCUUGCAAGCCAUUAUGCACAGGCUACAUCUGCUUUAUCUGGAAUAACACAGUAUUCUUCUUUCCCCGCUAUCUUCUGAUUGCCUUCAACACCUGCCCUUCCCAAAAGUCUUCUCUGACCCUUUAUUGCCCUAUCCUCACCUCUGACUCUUCUGAAAUUGUAUUAAAUUCAAAAAUAAAAUGUAAAUCCCUGUAUUUUGCCAUCGUGGGUGCCUUGU
Messenger RNA from Heterocephalus glaber (naked mole-rat), 2106 nucleotides. The record is from RefSeq and is a predicted model, not a curated record. NCBI's taxonomy places the organism in Eukaryota, Metazoa, Chordata, Mammalia, Rodentia, Bathyergidae.